AGAAGCGUUUAUGAGGCUACUGGUCUUAAAGGGAUGCUCGUCUAUGGCGUCGAACACGCCGAUGACGCUGCAUCUUGUGAUGAUAACAUGCAACAAUUCAUCCGAACCAUUGAAGCUGCCAAAUCUUUACCUACAUCCCACUUUAGCUCAGUGGUCGUGAAGAUAACCGCGAUUUGUCCAAUUAGUCUUCUGAAACGAGUGAGCGAUCUGCUUCGAUGGGAAUACAAGAGUCCAGGUUUCAAACUCUCCUGGAAGCUCAAAUCGUUUCCGGUUUUCUCCGAUUCGAGUCCUCUCUACCACACAAACUCAGAACCGGAACCCUUAACCGCGGAAGAAGAAUUGGAGCUGGAAGCAGCCCACACAAGGAUCCAAGAAAUCUGUAGGAAAUGCCAAGAGUCCAAUGUACCUUUGCUGAUCGAUGCGGAAGACACAAUCCUCCAACCCGCGAUCGAUUACAUGGCUUACUCAUCGGCGAUCCUGUUCAACGCGGACAAAGACCGACCGAUUGUUUACAACACGAUUCAGGCGUACUUGAGAGACGCCGGCGAAAGAUUGCAUUUGGCUGUACAAAAUGCCGAGAAAGAGAAUGUUCCUAUGGGGUUCAAGUUGGUAAGAGGCGCUUACAUGUCUAGCGAAGCUAGUUUGGCAGAUUCCUUGGGUUGCAAGUCACCCGUCCACGACACAAUCCAGGACACGCACUCUUGUUACAACGACUGUAUGACCUUCCUGAUGGAGAAAGCCUCGAACGGAUCAGGUUUCGGGGUCGUUCUUGCAACACAUAACGCUGAUUCGGGGAGACUUGCGUCAAGGAAAGCGAGUGACCUCGGUAUCGAUAAACAGAACGGCAAGAUAGAGUUUGCACAGCUAUACGGAAUGUCAGAUGCAUUGUCCUUCGGUCUAAAGAGAGCUGGGUUCAAUGUGAGCAAGUACAUGCCGUUUGGACCAGUUGAAACCGCUAUACCGUAUCUUCUCCGACGUGCUUAUGAGAACCGGGGAAUGAUGGCAACCGGAGCGCAUGACCGCCAACUCAUGAGGAUGGAACUCAAGAGGAGGUUAAUCGCCGGAAUUGCAUAAAGAGAAGUGUUUUAAUGUUAUUAUGUAUGGAUUAUGUAUGGAUCGAUUAAAAUGGAAUUCGGAAAUGUAGAUGAAUAAAUUUCUUCUAUGUAGAUUAAGAAAUUGGAAAAACAUUUAAAAAAAUUAUAAUAUAAGAAAUGGAGGUAGGAAAGAACAUUCCAUGUGGCUUUAUCACAAUGGACUACAUCUUUGUAUCGAUAUUUUAUUCACCAAUGUAUAUUCAUCCUCCCUGAUCAAUAAUAAUGAAAGUACCUUUUUUUUAUUUUA
Camelina sativa (false flax) is the source of this 1341-nucleotide messenger RNA. Its product is annotated as proline dehydrogenase 1, mitochondrial. Gene Ontology annotation, molecular function: FAD binding; proline dehydrogenase activity. The record is from RefSeq and is a predicted model, not a curated record. NCBI's taxonomy places the organism in Eukaryota, Viridiplantae, Streptophyta, Magnoliopsida, Brassicales, Brassicaceae. Gene Ontology annotation, cellular component: mitochondrion.